This is a messenger RNA of Arabidopsis thaliana (thale cress), 1181 nucleotides long. Its product is annotated as DUF1997 family protein, putative (DUF1997). Lineage: Eukaryota; Viridiplantae; Streptophyta; Magnoliopsida; Brassicales; Brassicaceae. The coding region runs from base 169 to 993 and encodes 274 amino acids. The transcript has 6 exons. The record is from RefSeq and is marked reviewed.
UGGCGGAUAAGAGUUUUAUGUGUCACUGACGGAGAGAAAUCACGUCUCUUCUGUCCACGAAGAUGAUCGUGCAAGACCGAAGCGAUAAGUCUCUUGCAGAACCAACUUUUAAGAUUUAAGGUUGCUUGUCCCUUUUUUGGCUCCUUAAUUCUUGGAUUGAUAGAGAAAAUGGAUAUUGGGAUUAGAAACGGAUGGAGAACUCCGAAGACUUCAGAAAGCUCUGGAUCUAAUUUCCUGGGUUUGCUUAGAUCCUACCCUAACACCAUCCCCAGGUGUUUAUACUUUCUUAGUUUAUCUUCUUCUUUUGGUUUAUUGGAUUUGAUAGGUCAGGAGCUCUGUUUCAGGGAGAGAAUUCAUAUGGGUAAUGUUCAUAGUGGCAAAAGAGCAAUGGUGAUUUCUAGUUUAAAGAAAGCGAAUAUCUCUGCUUCGAGGAAGCAGAGAAUUAAGCUAGAGAUUAAUGGAGAAAAGGAGCUGACUUUCAGUGAGUUUUUGAAACACCCAUCUGGCAUGGAGGCUGUGAUCAACGCAAAGGCUUUGCAGAGUUACCAUUUAGUUGAUGAUAGUGAUGAUACUUACAGAUGUACAUUGCCAAAAGUUCAGUUAAUGAGUUUUGAAGUUUAUCCAGUACUGGUUUUAAGGGUCACUCCCACACAGGAAGAUUGUACAGUUGAGCUGCUUUCCUGCAAGUUGGAAGGAUCAGAGUUAUUGGAGAACCAAAGUGAAAGGUUUUCAGCAAUAAUGACAAACUGCAUGACUUGGAACAUGGAACAUCCAGAGCCAUUUUUGGAAGUUGACGUGAGAUUGAAUGUCACUCUAGAGAUCUCAACGCGACCGUUCACAAUGCUUCCAGUAUCAGCUGUUGAGGCUCCUGGGAAUCUAGUAAUGCAGACACUGGUCGAUACACUGGUUCCCCUUCUGCUUCAGCAAUUACUUAAAGAUUACGACGAAUGGAUUAAAAAACAGCAACGGAACUCCUUAAACGCAACUUCUUAAUCUAUUACCAAUGUUUUGUCAAACGGCCGAGGCAGGAUUUGUUGGGUCGUUUUGGCCGUUUGAGAUUACAGCGUGUAUUAGAGAUAGCUCUGAAUUACUGCAAAAAGUACAAACAAUUAAAUGAACAAAAUAGAUUUGAUUCACUUGUAUACUUUGGCCUUUUGAGAUGAAAGAGAUAGCUUUGUAUU